This is a messenger RNA of Talaromyces proteolyticus, 1209 nucleotides long. RefSeq names its product ubiquitin and ubiquitin-like protein. Gene Ontology annotation, biological process: modification-dependent protein catabolic process; protein ubiquitination. Lineage: Eukaryota; Fungi; Ascomycota; Eurotiomycetes; Eurotiales; Trichocomaceae. The coding region runs from base 292 to 1209 and encodes 305 amino acids. Gene Ontology annotation, molecular function: ubiquitin protein ligase binding; protein tag activity. The transcript is spliced from 2 exons. Gene Ontology annotation, cellular component: cytoplasm; nucleus. The record is from RefSeq and is a predicted model, not a curated record.
CAAUAGCACCAAUAAUAAUGUACGUGUCGAAAAAAUGUAAAAAAUGUAUUAUAUGUCUCGCCGUUCUUGGUCUCACUGCGCCUCUCGCCUCCACCCGGCCGUUUAGCCUCUGCCGCUCCCACUUUCGCUGCUUAUAAGUAGCCUGCCCCCGCCGCCCUCCUGCCUUCCUCUCCCUCUCUCUUUCCUCUCCCAUUCUUAUCUCUAUCACCCACAUCGCCUUCGCAUCCUGCGUCCAUCCUCACUGCUUCCCCUUCUCUACUUGUCUCCUACAAUCACUGCCAUCUCUUCACUAUGCAGAUUUUCGUAAAGACCCUCACUGGUAAGACCAUUACCCUUGAGGUCGAGUCGUCCGACACUAUCGACAACGUCAAGUCCAAGAUUCAGGACAAGGAGGGCAUUCCUCCUGACCAGCAGCGCCUGAUCUUCGCUGGUAAACAGCUUGAAGAUGGCCGCACCCUUUCUGACUACAACAUCCAGAAAGAGUCUACCCUUCAUCUUGUUCUCCGCCUUCGUGGAGGUAUGCAGAUUUUCGUAAAGACCCUCACCGGCAAGACCAUUACCCUGGAGGUCGAGUCGUCCGACACUAUCGACAACGUCAAGUCCAAGAUCCAGGACAAGGAGGGCAUUCCACCUGACCAGCAGCGCCUGAUCUUCGCUGGUAAACAACUCGAAGAUGGCCGUACCUUGAGCGACUACAACAUUCAAAAAGAAUCCACCCUUCAUCUUGUCCUCCGUCUGCGUGGUGGUAUGCAGAUCUUCGUCAAGACCUUGACGGGGAAGACCAUCACAUUAGAAGUUGAGUCUUCAGACACCAUCGACAACGUAAAAUCAAAAAUCCAAGACAAGGAGGGCAUUCCACCUGACCAGCAGCGCCUGAUCUUUGCCGGUAAACAACUCGAAGAUGGUCGAACACUGUCCGACUACAACAUUCAGAAGGAAUCCACACUUCACUUAGUGCUCCGUCUGCGUGGUGGUAUGCAAAUUUUCGUCAAGACUCUGACUGGUAAGACCAUCACGUUGGAGGUGGAAUCAUCAGACACAAUCGACAACGUUAAAUCGAAAAUCCAAGACAAGGAGGGUAUCCCACCCGACCAACAGCGUCUCAUCUUCGCUGGCAAGCAGCUCGAAGAUGGUCGAACACUGUCCGACUACAACAUCCAGAAGGAGUCCACUCUCCACUUGGUGCUCCGUCUACGUGGUGGAAACUGA